UGAAGUGGCAUGAUGAGUUCGGUCUCUGGGGUUGAGAAGUGGAAGGAACACUCGCAGGCUGUGGUUGUGCACGACUUCAUCGAAGACGCACAAGACAGAGACCUCAAAUUGAAAUCCGGCGACAUAAUCCUCGUAGUCAAAGUCACCAAACCUCAACUCGGAAAAAAGGACCAAAACUGGAUCAAAUGCAGGGCUCUGGAUGGUCGUGUUGGUCUUGUGCCAGUCAAUUAUAUCAAAAGAAGGGAUCCCGUCAAGUUAUUUAGCUACUCGUGGUUCCACGGGAAAAUAGAGCGAGAAGCGGCUGAGGAUCUGUUGAAAAGUGCCCCUAGAACAAAUGGUAAGUAUCUGGUGCGAGAGAGCAUACGCUACGAGGGGGACUUCACUCUCUCCCUCCUUACCUUGGGCGACAACGAUGAGCCCAUAAUCGACCACUACAGAAUGCUGCGCAGCACCGAAACAGGUAAAACCUUCAUAGACGAGGAGCAUCAAUUUUUUCACAUUGUGGAGCUGAUCAAAUUCUACUGCAAGGAGGCUAACGGACUGGCCCACAAGCUGACCAAGUCAGUGGACACGAAUGAGGCCAAAAUCAAGGUCAUCAAGAGCGACUUCGAGAAACACAACUGGAGGAUCAACAGGCGAGACGUAAAGCUAGUCGAAAAAGUGGGACAGGGAGAGUUCGCAGAUGUGUGGCGCGGUGAGCUGCGUGGGAACACAGUGGCAGCGAAACAGAUCAAGAAACAGGGUCAGGAUGAAAGCGAGAAGAUCCUGGCUGAGGCCUCCAUCAUGACUGAGCUCAAACACCCCAACCUGCUCCGGCUGGUCGGAGUGGUCACAGAUGACCCCAUCCUAAUGCUAGUCGAGUACUGCGACAAGGGGAGCUUAUUAGACGUGCUGCGAACCCAAGGUCGACAAGUCAUCACUCUAUCCAAAUUGCUUGACUUUGCUAGUGGGGUGCUAGAUGGCAUGUGUUAUCUGGAACGGAAGAACAUGCAACACAGAGACCUGGCAUGCAGGAAUGUGCUGGUGGACGAUGCCAUGCAAGCCAAGAUUUCCGACUUUGGCCUGGCACAGUACAGGAGCGCCACCCUAGAGAGCGCCAAGUUCCCCAUCAAGUGGUCCGCUCCAGAGGCUGUCAAUGAAAAGAAGUACACGAAUAAAUCAGAUGUUUGGAGCUAUGGCGUCUUUCUCUGGGAGUUGUUUUCUUAUGGCAGAGUACCUUACCCUUCCAUGCAAAAAGACGAAGUAAUGAAACACGUGAUGCAAGGAUACCGCAUGAAGUGUCCUACAGAUUGCCCCGACAAAGUCUACUCGAUUAUGAAGAAAUGCUGGACGAUUGACGUGAUUGAGAGACCCUCGUUUAAAAAGCUGAAAGACACAGAACUCACCGACGAGGAGGUUGCCAGACUAAAGGAAGAUGACCGCACCAUGCUUCAGAUACAGCCUGUGGUGUUAGAGAGACCGGAGAAUAAUUACGCCACCCUAGACGUCCCAAACUGAUGAGUAUUCUAUCGUGCUCCAAAGUCUUCGAGCAAACUGGGGGAUAACAAUAUCUAUGCGGAUGCAUUGGAUGCAAAACUUCUUCAGAAACACUCUUUAACUGGCCCAAAAUUUGUGCUAUGUAUGUCUCGAUUCUAUUUAUAGUCUGACAAUAAACGUGUGUCCUUAUAAAAUUCUGGACACUUGUAGUUAAUUUUAUCUCUUUUUUGUUUUAUCAAGGGAAGCCUAGCCAAACUUGUGAUGUUGUGCAUUUAUUUUAUCAUUUUGUACUAAAUAAUGUCUGAUUGAAUGAAAAGUUUUUUUUGCAAUAAUUGUAUGCGAUUUGCGUUCAAUUCUCUAGAAUUUAUUUCGAUGUAAAUAAAUAAUUAUUAUUUCUAGCUUAUCUUCUUCCUUGGUACUUGGUAUUAUUAUUAACAUUUAUGAGCAUUUAUAUUUUUUGAAUAUUUGAUGCGAUUGUGUUGUUUUAUCAUCGUCUCUUUUCCACGGCUAAAAGAAUGAUAUCACAGGUUUCAAAGUUGGGAUCAAUUAAGCAAUUUCCCCCUCCCCGUAAUAACCAAUUGAUCUGCUACACCCCCCCCCCCCCAAGUAAAAACGGUAAAAUGCUGCAAAAGACAUUACAAGCGCAAGAUCAUGGCUGUUGUGUUCAUAAUAACCAAUUAAUAGACCGACUGAUGUUUAUUUUAUGUGUGUCGAGAAAAAAUUAUGCAAAUAAAAAAAAAUCAUUUUUUUUUAAAAAGGGUUUAUUCGUGUUUUUGUUUCGGCGUCCAUGCUUCGAGGAAAGCAAGUUACCAGGGGUCAUGAUCUAACCUUGUAUAUGAAUGCCCAUCAUUUGUUCUCAGCAGCACCUUAUGCGUACGCAAUAGCAUUUUUUGAUUUCAUUUACGAUAGAAAAAAAAUCGGCUUUACAUGCAUCAGUUUUUGUGAUUUUUCCACUCUGAAAGUAAUUUUUGAUGUAAACUUUGUUGUUCUACAUUCGUUGCAGCUUUCAUAUCACAAAAACUAUUUUCAAGUGGUUUUAAACAUGAUUCGAGUACCUAUUGAGCUAUCUCUUCCACCCCCUCCCCCCACGCGGAAAUGGGGGUGGGGGAUUGCUCAAUUGAUUUUAAAUUUGUUCAUACAUAUU
Molecule: messenger RNA, 2620 nt
Organism: Symsagittifera roscoffensis
Lineage: Eukaryota; Metazoa; Xenacoelomorpha; Acoela; Convolutidae
Product: tyrosine-protein kinase CSK-like
Exons: 11
Coding region: 10-1497 (495 amino acids)
Biological process (GO): protein phosphorylation
Molecular function (GO): protein tyrosine kinase activity; ATP binding; protein binding
Source: RefSeq, a predicted model, not a curated record